Seminavis robusta is the source of this 663-nucleotide messenger RNA. The record is from the annotation of a GenBank genome assembly. NCBI's taxonomy places the organism in Eukaryota, Bacillariophyta, Bacillariophyceae, Naviculales, Naviculaceae.
AUGACGAUUCUUUCGCAAAUGUUUAUUGCGUUCUUGGCUGCAGCCAUGGCAAUUCCCGCCAAUGCAGGUGAUAUUCUUCUCGAGUCUUUUGAUGAACCAGCUCAUCAUUGGAAGCAGAUGAAUGAUCCAGUCAUGGGCGGCAAGUCUACAGGAACCUUCAAGAUUGAGGACGGCGUGGGUAUCUUUGACGGAGAAGUAGUUGAUGUACCCUUUCUCCACGCCCCUGGAUUCAUUAAAGUACAAUCUCGAGGCAGGAAACCAUACGCCGAUGUAUCAUCUUGCCAGGCGCUGAAGCUCACGUUAAGGUCUUCGGUCAAUUACGACGGGUACCGCGUAAGCUUCGGCAAUGCUCAUCCUCCUAAUGGGAAGUUCUUCGCAUACGGUUACAAGGCCGGUCUCAAAGUUCCACAUGACGCGGAAGAACCUCGUCAGUUCAACGAAGUGGAAAUCAGGUUCAAUGAAUUCUCGGACCUUUGGGAUGACGCUACGGGUGAACAGAUCAAGACGUGCAAAGAGCACGCAGAAUACUGUCCAGAUGAAAAGACCCUGAAGAACAUGAAGACUAUCUCGAUUUGGGCUGAAGGUGUGGCCGGAAAGGUGCAUUUGGAAGUGAAAUCGAUUUCUGCAACGGGCUGUUCUGAAAAUGUCGAACAAGCUUAUUAG